CCAAGCAGCAGCAGCAGCAGCAGCAACAGCAGCAGCAGCUCUGAGUUCUGGGGCCUCCAGGGUGGUUGAAAAUCUCUGCCACCUAAGGAAGACCUGGCUCUCCCCUCCCAAGGGGGGUCUACAUGUCUGCAGCUUGGGAUCACACAGAUGUAGGCAGCCCUCUCAACAGGUUGAUGUAAAAAAAAACUCUUUGCCAGGGGCCUCAAGGGGCCUUGAAAUCUAAGGAUGAAAGCCGACAAACUGGAAUACAAACUCUCCCCUGGGCCGAUGUCUUUGUUUUAAAAGGACUGUUAUUGCUGCUUAUUUUUUUUCAUUUUUCCCGGAACAAAUUUUGCCAAAUUUGCUUGCAAUCUUCCUUUAAAACUGCUGCACCGGCUACAAAACAGAUGGCAAGACAGCUUCGUCCCCUGUCAGGUGUGUCUGAGAGGUGUUUGUGUGAGCGAGCGCUCAGAGCAUUGGAUGUUUAUGAGAGCUUAUAAUUGAACAGCAAAGUCUCAGUGUGUCUGUUGGGAGCAGUUGUUGGAAUUGGGUUGUGUGUGUGUGUGUGUGUGUGUGUAUGAAACAAAUCAGAAGGGACUGAAGUUUGUGUGUGUGUGUGUGUGUGUGUGUGUGUGUGUGUGCGUGUGUGUGGUGGUGUGGCCCACUGGAGUUCGUAGCCCUGGAUUUCCUGGAGAUGGAGGGUCAUGGAUAUGACCGCUUUGGAGACGGGGAGAGGGACACUUACCAAAUUGACUACCGGAGGAUCGUGGGGGACAUGGAGCCGGCAAGGCCCCGCGUCCCCAACAGAGAAGGCGAGCAGCCUCAUCCGUACGGGGCAUACGUCCACCCGACGCCACACGGACACGGCCAUGAGACUGCCGCCCAGCGGUACAGCGCUACGCGGAUCCAAGCGGGAUACGAACCAGAGAGUAUGGCAGACUACUUGAUCAGUGGAGGCACAGGUUACGUUCCUGAGGAUGGAUUAACAGCACAGCAGCUCUUUUCUAUCGGCGACGGGCUCACAUACAAUGACUUCCUGAUCCUCCCUGGUUUCAUAGAUUUUAUGUCUGAUGAGGUGGAUCUGACCUCUGCACUGACAAAGAAGAUAACCCUGAAGACGCUGAUUUCAUCUCCCAUGGAUACAGUCACAGAGUCUUCCAUGGCCAUCGCUAUGGCGCUGAUGGGCGGGAUUGGGAUAAUUCAUCAUAACUGUACCGCUGAGUUUCAGGCCAAUGAGGUGCGCAAAGUAAAGAAAUUUGAGCAGGGCUUCAUCACAGACCCAGUGGUCAUGAGUCCCCGACACACAGUGGGCGAUGUGUUCGAGGCAAAGAUACACCAUGGAUUUUCUGGGAUCCCUGUUACAGAGACGGGCAAGAUGGGUAGCAAGCUGGUCGGCAUAGUGACCUCCAGAGACAUUGACUUCCUGUCUGAGAAGGACCAUGACAGACCCCUGGAGGAGGCCAUGACAAAAAGGGAGGAUUUAGUUGUUGCGCCUGCUGGGGUCACACUAAAAGAAGCUAAUGAUAUACUGCAACGCAGCAAAAAAGGUAAGCUCCCCAUAGUGAAUGACAGCGAUGAGCUGGUUGCCAUCAUCGCUCGGACCGACUUGAAGAAGAACAGAGAUUAUCCUCUGGCAUCGAAGGACUCCCGCAAACAGCUGCUGUGCGGAGCUGCCAUCGGUACAAGGGACGACGACAAAUACAGACUGGACCUGCUCAUGCAAGCCGGUGUGGACGUGGUCGUGCUGGAUUCCUCCCAAGGAAACUCAGUGUAUCAAAUCAACAUGAUAAACUACAUCAAACAGAAACAUCCUGAACUGCAGGUGGUCGGAGGAAAUGUGGUGACUGCUGCUCAAGCUAAAAACCUCAUAGAUGCCGGUGUGGAUGCACUGAGGGUGGGCAUGGGGUGUGGCUCUAUCUGUAUCACCCAGGAAGUGAUGGCGUGCGGACGGCCCCAGGGUACUUCAGUGUACAAGGUUGCAGAGUAUGCCCGGCGUUUUGGUGUGCCAGUGAUUGCUGAUGGAGGUAUUCAGACUGUUGGACACGUGGUGAAAGCUCUGGCCCUGGGAGCAUCUACAGUGAUGAUGGGGUCGUUGCUUGCGGCAACCACUGAAGCUCCUGGAGAAUAUUUCUUCUCAGAUGGAGUGCGUUUGAAAAAGUACAGAGGGAUGGGCUCGCUGGAUGCCAUGGAGAAAAAUAAUAGCCAGAAACGUUACUUCAGUGAGGGAGAUAAGGUGAAGGUGGCUCAAGGUGUCUCAGGAUCAGUACAAGAUAAAGGCUCUAUCCAUAAAUUUGUUCCUUAUCUCAUUGCUGGUAUCCAACAUGGCUGUCAGGAUAUAGGAGCCAAGAGUUUGUCCAUUUUAAGGUCAAUGAUGUACUCUGGAGAGCUGAAGUUUGAGAAGAGAACCAUGUCUGCUCAGAUGGAGGGAGGAGUCCACGGCCUCCACUCUUACGAGAAACGGCUUUACUGAGUCUGGAGGAAGAGGAAACACUCGAGCGGGACCUAACGUCCCGACCCCGGCAGCUCUGAGCAGAUGCAGCGGACGCAUGUGAUCAAACUACAAGAACGACGCUCUCAUUGUACUAAAUCCACACUCAAUAAUCUACUUUUUUGUGCCCCCCCCCACCCUUUUUUCAUGGUUUUUCUUACCACUAACCACUUCAAAAAGAGCUAAACAACACACUUUACCUUGAGUCUUAUCUUGAUAGAGGAGCCUCUUGGAUUAAUAGACGUGACUGCACAUGAACUCUUUAUCUUUCUGUCUCCCACUGUGUGAUCUGUUGAUCUCUUCC
Labrus bergylta (ballan wrasse) is the source of this 2771-nucleotide messenger RNA. RefSeq names its product IMP (inosine 5'-monophosphate) dehydrogenase 1a (gene impdh1a). Gene Ontology annotation, biological process: GTP biosynthetic process. Lineage: Eukaryota; Metazoa; Chordata; Actinopteri; Labriformes; Labridae. Gene Ontology annotation, cellular component: cytoplasm. Gene Ontology annotation, molecular function: IMP dehydrogenase activity. The record is from RefSeq and is a predicted model, not a curated record.